AUGGAACACUGCUCUUUUGAAGAAAUGGAUGAAUUAGUUCGGCCAUCUUCUCAUUCAGUUACACCAGCAGUUAUCGAUUCUUCAGAAACUGAUCAGGUUGUUCGAAAUACAACGACUGAUUCUCAACAUAUCAUACUCAAAACAAUCGAAGAUAAAUUUCAAAUAGUUUUCGAUCGUCUUGCACGUGUUGAGCGAUCGAAAUCUACACGCACAAUCAUCAAGAACGACUCCAGACCUGCUUCACGUCGAUCAGUUCAGAUCGAAAAUUCGGCAGCUAUAUGUUCAGCAAAUUUACAAGCACAAGAAGAAAUCAGUCGUUUGAAAUUAGAACUUGCCAUAGCACGUUCACAAUCGAAUAAUAAUCAAUCAUCAUCACAUCAUAGUCGAUCAUCGGCUUUUAAACCAAUUCCAAAUUUGGUGAGUGAUAAUCAUAUUCAUAGCUCACAGGUACGAACACCUAUCAACAUUAUAACACCAAAUGUUAUCCGAUCAUCACCAUCACCGAUACCAAUAACAAUACCAACUUUUUCAUCACCAUCGUUAAAUUAUCCUCCAUUAGUCUCUACACCAUUUACUAUGAAUAUUAAUAAUAUUUUACCGAACUUUAAAGGUUUAGCAGAAGAACGACCUGUUCAAUUUUUAACUGAAUUUGAAAUUCGAGCUGUUUCUCUUGUCGGGAAAAACGAUACUCUUCUAUUACAAACUGUCCAACAGGCCCUUUCUGAAGGUGCUCUCAUCUGGUUCAGUCAAUUGCAAAGAUCUCCUGACCGAGCUCAUAACUGGAAAGAAUUUAAGACAAGAUUUUAUGAACGUUAUCGCACACCUACAAAAGUUGAACAUCUUCGUACUGAACUUCGUCUCCUGUUCCAGCGUUAUAAUGAGAGUACUUUAGACUAUUUUGAACGUCUAAAAACUCUUAUGGUCGAAAUUGACCCCGAUUGUAACGAUCAGUGGGUGAAAAGUAAAUUCAUACAGAAACUUCGACCAGAUAUUCGUACUCGUUUUGAUGACGAUAUUAAUCUGUCAAUUCGAGAAGUUGUCCGCAAGGCACAAGCAAUUGAAACAAGCAUCGAGCGACAAAAAAUUGAUGAAAAACUUAGGAUAGCUGCUAGUCAAGAAAACAACAAUUCGACUAAUUUUAUCACUAAUAACAUUUCAUUCGAUCCUGUUAUUCGUCAACGUUCAUUACCUGUACCAACGAAUACAACUUCGUCAAUUCAACCAAACAUUUAUUAUCAUAAUAAUGAUCAAAAUCCUUUUAAUAAUAAUCAGACAGUUGAUAUUACAAAUAAUUGUCUUCCUAUUAAUGAAACUGGUUGUCUACCUAAUGCUGCCAAUAAUUCAAAUUGUUUCAUUCCUCCUAACAAUGGACGUAAUAUGAUAAGUUAUGAUAAUCAAAAUAAUUAUAAAAAUAAUAACAAUAACAACAACAAUUAUAAUGAUAAUAAUGCGUACCGAUAUAAUUCCAAAUCAAAUAACCAUUAUUAUAACAAGAAUGAUUCAAAUGCAAAUUAUAUAGAUAAUAGUCACAUGUUCUAUCACGAUCCUCAUCAUUCUUACAAUCAAAACAAUUCUUUUAAACACAAACAUUCGAAUACAAAAUCUAACAAAAAUUCAAAUCAUAACGCAGUGAGUUCAUGUGAUCCUUUUAUGUCUUAUUCUAGUCAUUCAAAUCAUUCACAACCAUCACAUUCUACAAUGUCGACCCACGUUAAAUCUUCUAAGAAUAACAAAAUUAGCUGGUGGUGUCCUCAAUGUAAACGACAUGGACAUUCUUGGGAACGCUGUUCAUUUAAUCCGGAAAGUAUUAAUUAUCGACCCAAUGUAUUACUACAAAAUUCAUCUUCAACAGCAUCAUAUUCAUCAACACCUUUAAUUUCUUCUGCAACUGUCUACCACGAUAAUUCGCAUAAAAAAAACUAG
Rotaria socialis is the source of this 1923-nucleotide messenger RNA. The record is from the annotation of a GenBank genome assembly. Lineage: Eukaryota; Metazoa; Rotifera; Eurotatoria; Philodinida; Philodinidae.